Messenger RNA from Bubalus bubalis (water buffalo), 978 nucleotides. RefSeq names its product nuclear transport factor 2 (gene NUTF2). Gene Ontology annotation, biological process: protein import into nucleus. The transcript has 5 exons. The record is from RefSeq and is a predicted model, not a curated record. The coding region runs from base 186 to 569 and encodes 127 amino acids. Gene Ontology annotation, cellular component: nuclear pore central transport channel. NCBI's taxonomy places the organism in Eukaryota, Metazoa, Chordata, Mammalia, Artiodactyla, Bovidae.
UUUCUCCCAGCGCACCUAUACCAGAAAAGAGCACGAGGAGGACUGCGUUUCCCAGAGUGCAGCGGGGUGGCAAGGGAAGGCAGGGGGGAAGGGACAGUCGGUCGCAGACCGCGCUGGGUUGCCGCCGCUGUUGCCGCCAUCGUGCCAUCCCCUCGGGUCUCAACGAGGCCGGGUGACGCUCCAGAAUGGGAGACAAGCCAAUUUGGGAGCAGAUUGGAUCCAGCUUCAUUCAACAUUACUACCAGUUAUUUGAUAAUGACAGAACUCAACUAGGCGCAAUUUAUAUUGAUGCGUCAUGCCUUACGUGGGAAGGACAGCAAUUCCAGGGGAAAGCUGCCAUUGUGGAGAAAUUGUCUAGCCUUCCAUUCCAGAAAAUCCAGCACAGCAUCACGGCGCAGGACCAUCAGCCCACACCAGACAGCUGCAUCAUCAGCAUGGUUGUGGGCCAGCUCAAGGCCGAUGAAGACCCCAUCAUGGGGUUCCACCAGAUGUUCCUAUUAAAGAACAUCAAUGAUGCUUGGGUUUGCACCAAUGACAUGUUCAGGCUUGCCCUGCACAACUUUGGCUGACCUCCUCCCAGCCAGGCACUCAUGCUGUUUCCUCCUCCCUCCUCUUCCCAAUACUAUUCACACUCCUCCAGAUGCUCCAAAUAUCAUUCACAAAUGAGCAGGGCCGCGGUGGGCGUGGGCGCAGUGCGCUGCUGCUACCGAGGUGUUGUGCAUGAUGUUUGGACGCUAGACUAGUUGCAUCUGACAGGAGAAGUUUGUGUUGUACCAGCGCAUGCCUUGGAAAGACUUAAGUAAUGCAAAAGGUUGUCUUUUUUUUUUUUUUUUUUUUUUAAUCUACUGACAAGUUGCUCUAGUAACCCAAAGAAGUGAAGGAGAAAGCAGCUGCCUCACCGCCCAGAUAUUGAUUUGUUCAGAUGUUUCAAUGCCUCAUGAUACAAUAAAACCACGAAAAUUUUCUUAACAGUUUAAA